AUGGGUUUCUCGAGUCAUUUCCGUGGCCUUUCGCCUGGCGGCGGUCGUCACCAUAUCGCUGGUCCACGAGCAUCCACUGGUAUGGUCCAGCUGGGCUCUUCUCUUGAUCCCUACGAGGCGCCGCGAAGCCGCCACGAUUACGAUGACCAAUAUUACCCCUCAGACGUGGGUUAUACCAGCACCUACCGCCAUCACCCCCGACACCGGUCCACAAUCGAUGUCCAGCCUAUGGCUACCCAGAAAUACCGCGAUCCCGGCCACUCAACAAAGAAGCGGACCGAGUAUGCCAUCCAGCCGCAAUCCAGGCACAGAAGUCACACCGCAUCAGCGGCAGACAUCUAUGACAAUUCGCCCCGGAUCGCUGCCGCGGCCAUCGCCCUCUCAAGUCCUCUUUCGAUAGAACCCUCCCGCCAAUUGGUUCCGGCCUCCUCCUCGCACCAUGCCGCUGGCCACCGUCGAGUGUUCAGCACCGAUUAUGCAAGUGACACUGGUCGUUUGGAAAUGCGCGAUGGUGUGAGACACCGAUCAGGUGUCAAUCAUGGCGCACACCGAGUCCAGCCCCCGGCAGGCCGGAGGCGACACCCACCAUACGACGGUCCGAAGAAGGGUUAUAACAUUGAUAACUACGAUGCCUACUCCUACACGGGUCCAGGCGAAGAAGCGAGGCGAGACUUGUCCGGCGACUAUCCCAUUGUCCGGCCGCGCCAUCCCACAGGUCGGACCUCUCUUGACCGGCCUAUGAGUGUAAACCUUGCCGAAGCUCACCCCCAAUGGUUGGCACGCAGCAAAGAUCACCGUCACCACGGGCCACCUCCUACCUCAUGGGGUCUGGACAAAUUAGACCGCGAAGGCCGGCCUCGAAGCUCUGCUCGAGGCUUCGAUGAAUAUCGGGAUACAUCCAGAACGAGAGCACCUGCUGGCCACGAUCGUGCUUUGGUGCCAUUGCCCCAUGAAUCCGACGACGAGUACUACAGUGAUGCCCACCACAGGUCACGCCGUGAGGAGCCUCGGCGACAUGCCCAUGACCGAUCUCCGCGACCGCAUAACGGUGGUAGCGGGGCUUUGGCUAUUGCUGGACUCGGCACGGCUGCACUAGCUGGUGGCUAUUCAGACGCUUCAGACUAUGAGCAUCAUCGACCGGGCAGACGCCGUCACCGACGCCGCGAGGCCGAGCGUGACUAUGACUCCGCCCAACCCUCGACCAGGGAUCUCGCAGAGAGUGGCCCCUCCAAGGAGCGAAGCAAGCAGCUAUACCUGGAGCCUGCAGAUGCCAUCAAUCGGCGUAGGCACUCGCGAAGGCAUACUAGCCGUCGCUCAGGCAGUGACACGGAGAUCUUCACAGAUGACGAGGACCUCCACAAGUACCGACGUGAACCUGCGGCGGCACCACAUCGGAGCCGACACAGCAGCACCGAUACCAGCAGCGCCGAAGAUUAUUCUGGCAGACGUCCCCCGCGAGACCUGUCGCAUCACCGCUCUCGUUCAAGGCGAGCACCCGAAGAUGGACGCUCGAUGGAGUCGCGAAGCUCUACUUCGGUUGACCACCGGGAGGAGGUGCGCAAACCGAUCACGGUAGAACCUCCUGUCACCAAAGAGCCUGAGCAGCCUGCGCCGAAAGGUAUUCUGAAGACCCCGAAGAAGGCCUUUCCUGAGGAGCCAAACCCAAUACGAGAAGGUGUGGCUCCAUUGAAAGAUGCCAACAAGAACGGGAUUCCACCCACGGCGCGAUGGACCAAGAUCGACCGGCGACUGGUCAAUCCUGCCGCUUUGGAGGCAGGCAACGAGCGAUAUGAGGAGCGACCGGAGUUCGUGAUCGUGCUGCGGGUUUUGACCAAGGAGGAGAUCCAGGCGUAUGCUCUGAAGACUCAGGAGAUUCGAGAUGCCCGUCGCGAGGAAUACGUUCGAGACACACGCCAGCGCAGGGAGAAAGACCAGCGCCAUGGCCGCCGUGGGGAAGAAUCCUCCAGCGACGACGAGGACGAGAGCGAGGACGAGCCGUUGAAGAUCGAGGCACCCCCAGUCCCAGACGCGAACACGUCUCUGCCCAUACGGUCCCGUCCUGCAAGUCACUCGCCGCCGCUACCCGAGCGGCCAUCCGUCGUCCAGGUCUAG
Penicillium subrubescens is the source of this 2112-nucleotide messenger RNA. RefSeq lists its product as uncharacterized. The transcript is spliced from 3 exons. NCBI's taxonomy places the organism in Eukaryota, Fungi, Ascomycota, Eurotiomycetes, Eurotiales, Aspergillaceae. The record is from RefSeq and is a predicted model, not a curated record. The coding region runs from base 1 to 2112 and encodes 703 amino acids.